CUAGUUGAGAGAAUGCCAAGAGUGUGCAAAGCUAUCAAGGCAAAAUACAAGAUAUUUUGAUUCGUUUAACAAAUGUUUUUGGUUACAUGAAUCCAUAUGUGUUAUUUCAUAGUUUUGAUGUCUUCACUAUUAUUAUUCAAUGUAGAAAAUAGCAAAAAUAAAGAAAAACCCUUGAAUGAGUAGGUGUGUCCACACUUUUGACUGGUACUGUAUAUUACACCAACUGACAAGUUCUUCUGAUGUUCACACAGGAGAUCAUGUUGAGACAUUCUCUACAUCCAGAGAGCAACAGCAGGAAGAUCACAGAGCUAAGAGGUCUUACCACUGCCCACAUUGUGAGGAGAUUUUCCCAAUUCUAUCAAAGCUAAAAGUACACCUACAAAUACACAGAGGAGAGAAUCAAUAUUCCAAUAAUGACGGUGGGAAGAAUUUCACAACAUCCAAGACUCUGACAGUUCAUCAGAGAGUGCAUACAGGAGAGAAGCCUUACUCCUGCUCUGACUGUGGAAAUAGUUUCUCUCGACGGGGCGACCUAAAAACACACGAACGUAUACAUACAGGAGAGAAGCCUUACUCCUGCUCUAAUUGUGUAAAAUGCUACACAACAUCAGGUGAGCUAAAAGUUCAUCAGAGAACACACACAGGAGAGAAGCCAUACUCCUGCUCUGACUGUAGGGCGAGUUUCUCUCAACUGAGUCACCUAAAACAGCAUGAACGUACACACACAGGAGAGAAGCCUUACUCCUGCUCUGACUGUGUAAAAUGCUUCACAACAUCAGGUGAGCUAAAAGUUCAUCAGAGAACACACACAGGAGAGAAGCCUUACUUCUGCUCUGACUGUAGGGCGAGUUUCUCUCAACUGGGAAACUUAAAACAACAUGAACGUGUACACACAGGAGAGAAGCCUUACUGCUGCUCUGAUUGUGGAAAGAGUUUUUCUCGACGGGGCCACUUUAAAACACAUGAGCAUAUACAUACAGGAGAUAAGCCUUACUCCUGCUCUGAAUGUGGAAAAAGUUUUUCUCGACUGGGCGAUCUAAAAAUACAUGAACGUAUACAUACAGGAGAGAAGCCUUACUCCUGCUUUAAUUGUGUAAAAUGCUUCACAACAUCAGGUGAGCUAAAAGUUCAUCAGAGAACACACACAGGAGAGAAGCCAUACUCCUGCUCUGACUGUAGGGCGAGUUUCUCUCAACUGAGCCACCUAAAACAGCAUGAACGUAUACACACAGGAGAGAAGCCUUACUCCUGCUCUGACUGUAGGAAGAGUUUCUCUCAAUCGAGCCACCUAAAACAGCAUGAACGUAUACACACAGGAGAGAAGUCGUACUCCUGCUCUGAUUGUGGAAAAUGCUUCACAACAUCAUCUGAGCUUAAAGUUCAUCAGAGAACACACACAGGAGAGAAGCCUUACUCCUGCUCUGACUGUGGGGUGAGUUUCUCUCAACUGGGAAACUUAAAACAACAUGAACGUAUACACACAGGAGAGAAGCCUUACUCCUGCUCUGACUGUGGGGUGAGUUUCUCGCAACCGUGCAACCUAAAAAAUCAUAAACGUAUACACACAGGAGAGAAGCCUUACUCCUGCUCUGACUGUAGAAAGAGUUUCUCUCAACUGGGCCACUUAAAAAGACACCAACUAAAAAUACACCUAAAAAUACACACAGGAGAGAAGCCUUACUCCUGCUCUGACUGUGGGGCGAGAUUCUCUCAACGGAGCCACUUAAAAAGACACCAACAAAUACACACAGGAGAGAAGCCCUACUCUUGCUCUGACUGUGAAAAAUGCUUCACAACAUCAUCUGACCUAACAGUUCACCAGAGAAUACACACAGGAGAGAAGCCUUUUUCCUGCUCUGACUGUGGGGGGAGAUUUUCUCAACUGAGCAGUUUAAAAAAACACCAACGUAUACACACAGGAGAGAAGCCGUACUCCUGCUCUGACUGUGGGGCGAGAUUCUCUCGACAGAGCCACUUAAAAAGACACCAACAAAUACACACAGGAGAGAAGCCCUACUCUUGCUCUGACUGUGAAAAAUGCUUCACAACAUCAUCUGACCUAACAGUUCACCAGAGAAUACACACAGGAGAGAAGCCUUUUUCCUGCUCUGACUGUGGGAAGAGUUUCUCCCUAUUGGAUACCUUAAAAGCACAUGAACGUAUACAUACAGGAGAAAAGCCUUACUCCUGCUCUGACUGUGGGAAGAGGUUCUCUCAACAGAGCAACUUAAAAAAACACCAACGUUUACAUACAGGAGAAAAGCCUUAUUCCUGCUCGGACUGUGAAAAGAGUUUCUCCCAAUUGGAUAAGUUAAAUAGUCACCAGCGAAUACAUACAGGAGAGAAGCCUUACUCUUGCUCUGACUGUGGGGAGAGUUUCUCUCAACACAGCAGCUUAAAGAAACACAAACGUAUACACACAGGAGAGAAGCCUUACUUCUGCUCCGAAUGUGGGACGAGUUUCUCUCUACAGGGCAACUUGAAAUCACACCAACGUAUACACACAGGAGAGAAGCCUUACUUCUGCUCUGACUGUGGAAAGGAUUUCUCUCAACACAGCAGCUUAAAGAAACACCAACGUAUACACACAGGAGAGAAGCCUUACUCCUGCUUUGAAUGUGGGAAGAGUUUUACAACAUCAAGUGCUCUGACAGUUCAUCAGAGAGUGCACACCAACGGAUUCACACAAACCAAGACUUUUGCAGAUUAAAAUCUUAGGUUUUCGGUGGAUUGACAAUGGACCCCUGUUUUAAAGUAUCCUUUUUUGGUAACAAAAGGAGAGAAGCUUUAUCAGUUCUCUCAGACCAGCUAAGAUUGAAGUCAAGAAAGUGUAGAACACUAUUUUAAUCCUAUUGUUUUUCACUGUGAGAACCGUGCAGAGGAAAGGGAGCGUUUUAUAGAAUGUUAUCCUCUCUUUACUGAUCAGUGUGUAUCUUGUCAGUUUUGUUGUGUUUUGUUAGCUUCUACUGUAAAGAUAUUGAGAUGA
Molecule: messenger RNA, 2986 nt
Organism: Salvelinus namaycush (lake trout)
Lineage: Eukaryota; Metazoa; Chordata; Actinopteri; Salmoniformes; Salmonidae
Product: zinc finger protein 850-like
Exons: 2
Coding region: 176-2710 (844 amino acids)
Biological process (GO): regulation of cytokine production; regulation of immune system process; negative regulation of transcription by RNA polymerase II
Source: RefSeq, a predicted model, not a curated record